AUGUCUGCCGACGGCCCGACAUACCUGUCCUCCCUACAAGACAACAUCCGCCAGCGCCCCGUCCCCUGGGAUGGCGCCGUCCGGGCGGGCAGCCUCACCGAGGAGCAGUACGCAAAGAUCCGCGCCGUCGACAAAGCCAAGCGGGCCGAGCAGAGAAACGAGAUUGUGAGCGCGGACCUCGAUGGAUACUCAACGCUCUUCGUCGGCGGCAACGGCAGCCCCAGCGUCCUGGAAAAGGCAGGAAAGAAUGCCAGCCUCGUCCAGUACAUCCUGGUGCUGUUGACGGACUUGCUCGAUGCUGUGCCAUCUCUCGCCAAGGCUCUCUUAAAGUCUCCCGAGCCAUAUCAGCAUUUCUUGCCCUUGUUCCGCGCACACUCCAACGAGGACCCCAUCCCGAUUCUUACGGCACACGCCUUGUCGACGCUCAUGUCUUCAGCCCAAGAUGACUCCAGGCCUACCGUUGAGGCCCUUCCCAACGUCUUCACCUAUCUGUGCGGCCUAGCGCAGAGCACCGACGCCGGCUUACAGGACCUCGCCAUGCAGGAGUACUCAUUGCUCCUGUACAACCGUGUCUCGCGGGAGCUCUUUUGGAAGCAGCGCAGCGAAACCGUUACGCCCCUCGUCAACAUUCUUCGAACUGCGGCCGGCGUGGGCAGUGGAGGUGACGCAUCAGCCCGUCUGUGGAGCGGGACUGCUAGCACACGUCCCCUAGAGGGCUCGCUGAAUGGAGGUGUUGGCCUACAGCUAUUGUACCAUGUUCUCCUGGUGCUGUGGCAGACAAGUUUCGACUCAGAAAAUAUUGGAGAUGAGCUGAACGACGAAUACGACAUCAUCCUCCUGUAUACUCACCUUCUCCGCCUCUCACCCAAGGAGAAGACAACUCGGCUGAUUCUGGGCACCCUGUACAACCUGCUGGAGAAGAACCAGGCGACGCUUCUGCCUACUGCUGUGCUCGCGCGUCUGCCCGCACUGUUGGACAAUCUGAGUGGUCGCCAUCUGACCGAUCCCGACUUGCUGGAGGACCUCCAGAACCUCAAGGACCUGCUAGAAGAAUACACCAAGACGAAGACCACCUUUGACGAGUACGUAGCCGAGGUUCAGUCAGGUCACCUCCGCUGGUCUCCGCCGCACCGCAGCACCAUUUUCUGGGCAGAGAACGCGAGGAAAAUCCUCGAGUAUCAAAACGGCGAGAUUCCCCGCAAGCUGGCCGAGAUUAUGGACAAGCCCUGGGACAACGACAAGCAGGUCUUGGCCAUUGCAUGCAACGACAUUGGCUGGCUGGUGAAGGAAGUCAGCGAGAAGCGAUUGCAGCUGGAAAAGUUUGGCUUGAAGAGGCGGAUCAUGGAGCUCAUGGCCUCCGACGACGAGAACAUUCGAUACGAGAGUCUGCGUGCCUUGGGACACUGGCUGAGAUACAGCUUCGAGGAGAACUAG
Trichoderma citrinoviride is the source of this 1434-nucleotide messenger RNA. RefSeq names its product ARM repeat-containing protein. The record is from RefSeq and is a predicted model, not a curated record. Lineage: Eukaryota; Fungi; Ascomycota; Sordariomycetes; Hypocreales; Hypocreaceae. The coding region runs from base 1 to 1434 and encodes 477 amino acids. Gene Ontology annotation, molecular function: proton-transporting ATPase activity, rotational mechanism. Gene Ontology annotation, biological process: proton transmembrane transport. Gene Ontology annotation, cellular component: vacuolar proton-transporting V-type ATPase, V1 domain; fungal-type vacuole membrane. The transcript has 3 exons.